This is a messenger RNA of Phialemonium atrogriseum, 1565 nucleotides long. Its product is annotated as putative parasitic phase-specific protein psp-1 protein. The coding region runs from base 432 to 1463 and encodes 343 amino acids. Gene Ontology annotation, cellular component: fungal-type vacuole; plasma membrane. The transcript has 2 exons. The record is from RefSeq and is a predicted model, not a curated record. NCBI's taxonomy places the organism in Eukaryota, Fungi, Ascomycota, Sordariomycetes, Cephalothecales, Cephalothecaceae.
UUCAAGUUAAUGCCCAGGCAGCCGCUUGUCUGGUUUCAGCUCCCCUGCGGCGUCGUCAACCUUCCUUCCACCCCAGUGACUGCUAGCUAUUGAUAUAACGCCCUGUUCGUCCACUUGUCUUGACAUUUGUAACUUCGUGUCUUUGUUCUUCAAUCUUUCCUUCAGCUACCGUCGACGAGUGCUUUCAUUCACCGAUGUUGAUAUACCCUCCUAUAUAAAGAUCUCUCGUUCCGUUCGCCCCCUUCUUCAACUUACGUAGUUCAUCCCAUCCUAUCAGGAAACAGAGUCGUCUCGGUCAUACCAGUAGGGCAGCCUCGAUUUACGCACCAACCGCCAUACGAUAAAUACCCCAAGUACGACUAGAGAACCUUCAAAACCCCCAAGACAAGUAGCACGAGUCCCGGGAAAUCCGGACAUCGACGCAGCCCAACAUGUCGAACACCACGGCGGGCGGCAACGAGACCAUCCCCUGGGGGUGGAUCUGCAGCCAGCAACCCAACCUGGCGGAAUGCGCAGAUGUCCAAAGCUACUACCCAUAUCGCAUAUCCCUCUCCGCCAACGCAGCUUUCCUCGCCCUGUUCGCCGUCCUCCUGAUCGCCUACCUGGCCACCUAUGCCGUCACGCGCCGGGGCCUCGGCUUCACCGUGGCCAUGGCCCUCGGCCUCAUCUGCGAGGUCCUGGGCUACGCCGGCCGCGUCAUGAGCUGGAAGAACCAGUGGCUCGAGGACGGUUUCCUCAUGCAGAUCUGCUGCCUGACCAUCGGCCCGGCCUUCAUGGCCGCCGGCGUGUACCUAUGUCUCCGGCGGAUCGUGUAUGCCUUCGGCCCGGAGAACUCCCGGAUCCGACCCGAGUACUACACCCGAAUUUUCAUCCCCUGCGACGUCGUCUCCCUCGUCCUCCAGGCCGCCGGCGGCGGCAUGGCGUCGGUGGCGUCGCACAACGGCGAGAGCGUCGACACGGGCGACAACAUCAUGAUCGCGGGCCUGUCGUUCCAGGUGGUGACGCUGCUGGCCUUCCUCGCGUGCAGCGCCGACUUCGCGCUCAACGUGGCGCGCCGGCACCGCCGCCUCGGCGCCGCCGCCCUCGACCAGGGCGAGGCCGCCAGCCGCGUGCGCAACUCGGCGCCCUUCCGCGGGUUCGUCGCCGCCCUGGCCCUGGCCGCCGUGUGCAUCUUCUGGCGGUGCGUGUUCCGCGUUGCAGAGCUGAGUAAAGGGUGGACGGGCCCCAUCAUGAAGAGGCAGGACCUGUUUAUCGGGUUCGAGGGCGUCAUGAUCGUUGUUGCGAGCCUUGCCCUCGUGGUCUUCCACCCUAGCGUGUGCUUUAAGGAGAUGAUGGAGGGGAAGGGGGGUAUUGGGAGGAAGAGGAAGGAGAAGGGUGGUGACGACGUGUUGGUCGAGGAUGGGACGACGCAUAAGGGCGAGCCUUCUUUUGAGACCGAUGGUAAUACGACAACCCCCCAGUAAGACGAGGGGGCUAGGGUGGAUGGAAUCGGGGGAUGCCAUCUAGUUAGAUGGAGCUUCGAGUGUUGACGGGUUGGGGCAUCCCUUCAUUGGAGAAGCAGUAGU